CGGAAGCGGGAGGCGAAGCCUCGCGAGGAUUGGUUUGCGCGCGGACUCUGAGUAAGGCAGGUCGGUGCCCCGGGCCCGCAGCAUCUGUCAGUCAUGGCGUCGGUGCCUCCGGAGCAGCGGCCCGCGGCGGCCCGGGCCCGGAACUUGCCCUGGGUUGAAAAGUACCGACCACAGACCCUGGCCGAUCUCAUUUCUCACCAGGACAUUCUGAGUAGCAUUCAGAAGUUCAUCAGUGAGGACCGCCUGCCACACCUACUUCUCUAUGGCCCUCCAGGGACAGGAAAGACAUCCACCAUCCUGGCCUGUGCCAAGCAGCUGUACAAAGAUAAAGAAUUCGGCUCCAUGGUCUUGGAGCUGAAUGCAUCUGAUGACCGAGGAAUAGACAUUGUCCGGGGGCCAAUCCUCAGCUUUGCCAGCACAAGGACAAUCUUCAAGAAAGGCUUUAAGCUUGUGAUCCUGGAUGAAGCUGAUGCCAUGACUCAAGAUGCCCAGAAUGCCUUGAGGCGAGUGAUUGAGAAGUUCACAGAAAACACCAGGUUCUGCCUCAUUUGUAACUAUCUGUCCAAGAUCAUCCCUGCCUUGCAGUCCAGGUGCACAAGGUUCCGAUUUGGCCCCCUGACGCCUGAACUCAUGGUUCCUCGCCUGGAGCAUGUAGUACAAGAGGAGAAUGUUGAUAUAAGUGAAGAUGGAAUGAAGGCCCUCAUCACUCUGUCCAGUGGGGAUAUGCGCAGGGCUCUGAACAUUCUGCAGAGUACCAACAUGGCCUUUGGAAAGGUGACAGAAGAGACCGUGUACACCUGCACUGGGCACCCCCUAAAGACAGAUAUCGCCAACAUUCUGGACUGGAUGCUGAAUCAAGACUUCACCACUGCCUACAGACACAUCAUGGAGCUGAAGACUCUGAAGGGCUUGGCUCUGCAUGACAUCCUGACAGAGGUUCACUUGUUUGUGCACAGAGUUGACUUUCCAUCUUCGGUUCGGAUACAUUUAUUAACCAAAAUGGCAGACAUUGAGUAUAGACUCUCCGUCGGCACCAGUGAGAAGAUACAGCUGAGCUCCCUCAUCGCUGCUUUUCAAGUCACCAGAGACCUGAUCGUCUCAGAGGCCUAGCAGAUCCAAGGCCUGAUGGCCCUGCCUCAGGCCCAUUGGUGACUAGAGGACAGAGGACUUGCUUACCGGUAUAGUACUACUGCCCUGUGCCACUGAAUAAAGCCGGUCACAGAAGUCUCUC
Molecule: messenger RNA, 1231 nt
Organism: Cricetulus griseus (Chinese hamster)
Lineage: Eukaryota; Metazoa; Chordata; Mammalia; Rodentia; Cricetidae
Source: RefSeq, a predicted model, not a curated record